This is a messenger RNA of Ziziphus jujuba (common jujube), 1013 nucleotides long. Its product is annotated as remorin. The coding region runs from base 334 to 753 and encodes 139 amino acids. The record is from RefSeq and is a predicted model, not a curated record. The transcript is spliced from 5 exons. NCBI's taxonomy places the organism in Eukaryota, Viridiplantae, Streptophyta, Magnoliopsida, Rosales, Rhamnaceae.
GAUUGAUAAAUAUUUAUAUUUAUUCAAUUCACUGCCGAUAAGAAAUUCAAAAAUUAAAUUUUUGAACUAAUUAAGUUAUAUUCAUUGUUGGAUAUGACUGAAGUGAUUAUGAUGGCAUAUCUUGCAUUGCCUGUUCCAGUAUUCCGAUGGAAUGUAUGCCAUACUUGAUCCAGAAUAAAAGGAAAGCAUACUGUGAACGUUUUAUAUAAACAAAAAAGCAUGGGCUAGCUUGGCCAUAUAUAAACAUAAUCUCUGCAUAUGUGAAUGAAUAGAAAGCCAAGAAGCAAACUCUGAAAAUCCAACAAAAAAAAAAAAAAACUCUGAAAAUCCAAAAUGCUCCAAGCAGAGAAACCAGAUGAGAAAGCUUCGGGAGGAUCAAAUGAUAGAGAUAUUGCUCUGGCAGGGGUUGAAAAAGAAAGAACGAACUCUAAUAUUAAAGCAUGGGAAGAAAGUGAAAAAACUAAAGCAGAGAACAAGGCCCAAAAGAAUCUCUCUAUUAUUACUGCAUGGGAAAACAAGAAGAAAGCAUCACUAGAAGCCAAAUUGAGAAAAAUGGAGGAACAAUUGGAGAAGAAAAAGGCAGAAUAUGCAGAGAAAAUGAAAAACAAAAUAGCCUUGAUUCACAAACAAGCUGAAGAAAAGAGGGCAGCUGUUGAAGCUAUAAAAGGAGAAGAACUCCUCAAGGCUGAGGAGACCUCUGCUAAAUACCGCGCAACUGGGAAAACUCCGAAGAACUUCCUUGGAUGGUUCUGAAAAUUGUUAAGUUUGGCCUUCUCAGUUUAUCAUCAAUGGUUUUUGGGUGGCUCUCAAAGUUUCAUUAUGUGCAUUGUUAAGUUUGGCCUUCUCAGUUUAUCAUCAAUGGUUUGUGGGUGGCUCUCAAAGUUUCAUUAUGUGCAUAUCUUUCUUGUUUGAAUAUUUGUUCUCUUGUGUGUUAAAAUAAAAUAAAAUUAUCCGAGGGAAAUCAGCCAAUAUUGUUCAUUGCAUCAUCAUGCAUCCAAGUUUGUAUAGGGGCG